Paramecium octaurelia is the source of this 3436-nucleotide messenger RNA. The record is from the annotation of a GenBank genome assembly. NCBI's taxonomy places the organism in Eukaryota, Ciliophora, Oligohymenophorea, Peniculida, Parameciidae.
AUGGAAAGCGAACAGGUAAUUUAUUAAAUGACAAAAUUUAGAAAGAGAAUUGCUCGCCUUUGUUGAAAUAAAGAUUUGAGCCCUUUUCAAUUGAAGAAACGAAAGAAAAUGUUGUAAUUGAAUAGGAAGACAAGUUUGAUUAAUUCAAGGACUUUGUGUUUGGAAUAUAAAUACAAAAGUGCCAGAGAGAUGUGUACUUGGAUGGGAAUGUGAAUCCGAUUAAUAAAUAGAACAAUUUCAUAAAAAACUCAAAAUACAAUGCAUUUACAUUUUUACCCUUAGUUUUGUUUGAACAAUUCCAUUAAUUUAUAAACUUAUUUUAUUUAGGUUUAACAAUAACUUAAUGCAUAAGUUUCUUAAAAGUUGGUAUAAUGACAUGCUAUUAAAGGAUUUUUAAUUGAUUAUUUAGGACCACUUGCUUUGGUAGUUGCAAUAUCUUUACUGAAGGAAUUGUACGACGACAUUCAAAGACACAUGAGGGAUCACCAGAUAAAUAAUUAUGAAUAUGGAUUAAUAACAGAAAAUGGAAUUCAAAAAAUAUCUAGUGGGAACAUUAAAGUAGGCCAAAUAGUAGAAGUUAAAUGUAAUGAGAGAAUACCUGCAGAUUUACUAGUAUUAUAUGCUGAGUAAAAAGAGAAAAAUAUUAUUUAAGUGAUGAAUAAGGAAACGUCUUUAUUAGAACAGAUUAACUCGAUGGUGAGACUGAUUGGAAAUUACGAAAAGCAGUAAAAGCAACUUAAAAUUUGAUUAAAAAUGGUUCAGAUCCUAGUUCAUUGAUAUCCUAAAAUAGUUAUGCUACAUGCCAGGAACCUAUAGCAAACAUAUAUUAAUUUUCUGGGUUGUUCAAUUAUAGAUAUCAAAAAGAAUCCUUAUCCUUGGAACAUGUAAUGUGGGCAAACACAGUUCUUGCAACAGGCAGGAUAUAUGGAUUAGUGAUAUUGAAUGGUAAGGAAACACGAAUGGCAAUGAAUAGUAAGACUCCAAAAACUAAAUUUGGUAUUCUUGAUGGUAAAUAAAUAUAUAAAUAUAAUUCUAGAUGAAAUAAAUUGGUUAAGCUUUUUGUUAUUUGUUAUGAUGUCUAUAAUGGCAGGGAUAGUUACUGCCUUUAGUGGUUAACCAGCAACAGCUAGCGUUGUUACAGUAGCAUAUAUAAGAUACUUAGUUUUGCUGAGUAACAUUAUACCUGUAAAGAUUUCAUUCAAAUCUAGAUAUCUAUGAGAGUAAACUUAGAAUUUGCCAAAUUAGUUUAUUCGUAUAAGAUAAAUAUUGACCCCUAAAUUGAAGGAACCAUAACGAGGAAUUCAAAUAUUCCAGAAUCUCUAGGCAGAAUUCAAUAUUUAUUAAGUGAUAAGACAGGAACUUUGACCUAGAAUGAUAUGAUUUUUAAAAAACUGUCAUUGGCUUCAGCUCAAUUUUCAGAGGAAGACAAAGAGGAAAUGAAAAAAAUACUUAUUGAGUAAUGCAAAUUAAAUGAAUACCCUUUAUAGGAUGUAGUAAACUUUUUGAAUAAAAAUAAUUCUAAAUUAAGACUUAAAAGAGAAAGAGAUUAAGUGUUUAGAGAUUUAAUGUUUGCAUUAUGUUUGUGUCAUAACGUAACUCCAAUAUAUGAUGGAGAGAAUCCGAAGACCUUUUAGGCCUCAUCUCCCGAUGAAAUUGCUCUUGUAAAGAUAGCAGAAGAAAUAGGAAUCGAACUAUUAUCUAGAGAUUAGAUUCAAAUCACAAUAAAGGAUUGCAUAGAAAGGAAACAAAAGUAUGAAAUCUUAAACAACUUCCCUUUUUCAAGUGAGACAAAAAGAAUGGGCAUCAUUUUAUAUAAUAGAGAAGCAGACAGAUAUAUAUUCUAUGUAAAAGGAGCUGAUGCAGUAAUGAAAUAAUUGGUCUAAGAACAUUAAAGAGGAUUCAUAGACGAGGAAUGCGAGAAUUUAGCAAGAGAAGGGUUUAGAACACUUGUGAUCACUUAAAAAUUGCUGACAAAAUAGGAAUAUGAAAAUUGGAAGGUGAAAUUUGAUUAGGCAAAUGAAUAAAUAGAAAAUAGAGAGACUUCAAUUUAGAAGGCAAUUUCAUUGUUAGAAAAAGAUAUGGAAUUCCUGGGCAUUACUGGUGUAGAAGACAAAUUACAAGAAGAUGUUUGUUCUACAUUGGAAAAUGUUAGAAAUGCAGGUGUAAAUGUGUGGAUGUUAACAGGAGAUAAGAUUGAAACUGCAAUAUGCAUAGCAAUAUCUAGUGGAAUUAAGUCACCAACCUAAUAGAUAUUUUUGAUCAAGGAAACUUCUGACCCUGAGAAAUUUUAAUAACAAAUUAAUACAUUUGGUGUCGAUACUAAUAAUCAUUUACUUGUAAUUGAUGGAACCAGUUUAAAUACUGCUCUUACAUACUUUGAGGAAUUAUUUUUCACAAUUGCCACUAAGAGUUAAUCAGUUGUUUGCUGUCGUUGUUCUCCAACUCAAAAAGCUUAAGUUACAGAGUGCAUUAAGUUCUAUACGAAGAAAGUAGUUGCAUGUAUUGGGUAUGAUUUCAUAAUUAUAAUAUAAAUUAGAGAUGGAGGAAAUGAUGUCGGUAUGAUCUAAUCAGCAGAUGUUGGAAUUGGAAUUGAAGGUAAAGAAGGGAAAUAGGCUGCACUGGCAUCUGAUUUCUCGAUAAUCAAAUUCAAAUAUUUGAAUGUACUCUUACUCUGGCAUGGCAGAUUAUCAUACAAAAGGAGUGCCUUAUUAUCUUAAUUUGUUAUUCAUAGAGGAUUAAUCAUUUCAGUUAUCCAAGCUGUUUUUAUGUUUGUGUUCUACUUUUUGUCUAUCAGCAUAUUUAGUGGCGGAUUAUUACUUGGAUAUUCUACAAUUUACACGUAUCUAUAUUAAUUAAUGGCUAGAAUGUUUCCAGUUUUUUCAAUAAUAUUUGAUGAAGAUGUUGAUAUUAAAAUAGCACUUUAAUAUCCUCCUCUUUAUAGGUCUUUACAAAAAGGGAGAGAUCUCAAUGCCAAGACAUUUAUGGUUUGGGUUUGGAAAUCUAUAUUCCAGGGAGUUAUAAUUAUGAUUUUGGCUUUGGCUAUGUUUAAGAAUAUCUUUUUGGAAAUUGAAACUGUAGCGUUUACAGCCCUCAUUUUUAAUCAAUAUGCUCUAACAUUGAGUGAGGUAAUUUUACAGUAUAAUAUUUUAGUUGCAUUCUUUGCACAUUGUAAUGAUCAUAUCGAAUAUUGCAUCUGCCUUCAUAUAUAUUUUGUCCAUCAUGUGGUUCCCAAAUCAACUAUUGGUUUCGGCUAUGACUUUUUAAUUCUUCUUUUACGUCAUUGUAAUUGUAAUGGUCAGUUGGUCACCUUGUUUUAUAGCCUAAAAGAUAUUGAAAAAAUAUGAUCCAUCUGACUAUGAAAAGAUCAUGGCGAAUGUAAAAAGAGAGUUAAUCAAUACCAAAAUUUUUAAGUGAUUGUUAAAAUCUUAUCUAAUUU